Heteronotia binoei (common prickly gecko) is the source of this 579-nucleotide messenger RNA. RefSeq names its product phospholipase A2 inhibitor and Ly6/PLAUR domain-containing protein-like. The record is from RefSeq and is a predicted model, not a curated record. The coding region runs from base 1 to 579 and encodes 192 amino acids. Lineage: Eukaryota; Metazoa; Chordata; Lepidosauria; Squamata; Gekkonidae. The transcript is spliced from 4 exons.
AUGAAUUGUACAGACGCAGGGAUGAUAUGUGUUCAUCUAGAGGUCAACCCGUUUGAGGGAAGUGGCCAUGGGACCUAUAAAGGAUGCAUUGCCCCAAGCUCCUGUACACCGUUAAUUCUCACAAUGAGCUUCACAACUGACAGACAAGUCCGGAGCAACCUGGCCUGCUGCUCAACAAGUGGCUGUAAUGACCAGCUGGCUCUAAGUGUGCCUGCAGCCAGUUCUCUGAAGAAUGGAGUGUAUUGUCCAGCCUGCGCAAACCAGAACAAGAGUUUAUGUGAAGGCCAAGUUGACCUCCCCUGCACAGGAGCUGAAGAGACGUGCAUCAGCCUCGAGGGAGUAUCUAUCGGGAAGCGGGAUCACAACUUCUCUAUGAGGGGCUGUGCUACGCCCAGCGCCUGUACCCUGAAGAAGAAUGACCUUGUGUCCUUUGAAGGCGACGUCUACACGCUGACACGAAACGUGACUUGCGGAAACAGGGGAAGCCUAGAUGCCCUUCCCUCUCUAGCCACCAUCUUCUUCCAGGUCAUGGUUGGGCUUCUCUUUUGUCCGAGUCUUGUGGAAGGCACCCCAUCGUAA